GAACUUCAGAAGUGGCUGUGCUACAUUUCUUCCUACUGCAAUGCAUGGUCCAUCACUGCCAUCCGUCCUCAAGUCGAAGCCUGCGACCCAUGACACAACGACUACGCCUGAUCAGCUAACAGCUGGUCUCGCGCGUGUCACCUCUCCUCAAGAGACACCGAUAUAUAUUUGCGCAUUUCAAGAUUGUAACAGACUGUUCCCUUCGCGCGAUCGUGUCAUGCUGCACCGUAAACGUGACCACAGUUCAGAAGACGAUAGAGAUAUUAUUACAUGGAACGAAUAGCAGCCCAUUGGCUCAACAUGUUCCAGACAGCACGUAUCCCGGGCCAUGCCCUGACUUCUAGGACACCGCCAACUUGCGAGCCACGCAGCCCUUGAAACAGCAUCUUUUCUGAUUACUCCACCGACAGAUACAUUUAUCUCAAUUUUGGCCAGAAUCAGAUGUGAACCAUUGCAAUUGAACACCACGAAAGCAUUGUACAAAUCUAGUGCCACAGAAACGCACAACAAGAGCAAUAAAAACAGAGAGUAUCACGAAUUGAAUUACGUGAAGUGCACUCGGAUCCGCUCCCGGUAUGCUUGAUCCAACUCUUCGAGGUCCAUGCAAAUCCACCAGCUCUUGAGCGCGGCGUACACAGUCGCACGGUCCCGAGGGUCCGAGACAAGAAGGUGCGAGACGAGGAUCUUGGCUACACAUCCGCAAAUAGUCAGGGGAUCGGUCGUUAAUUCGAAGGAUGCAGUUUGUGGAGGACUGAAGACAGUAAGUAAUCCUGGGCACGCAC
Molecule: messenger RNA, 782 nt
Organism: Suillus clintonianus
Lineage: Eukaryota; Fungi; Basidiomycota; Agaricomycetes; Boletales; Suillaceae
Exons: 4
Coding region: 41-283 (80 amino acids)
Source: RefSeq, a predicted model, not a curated record